Salvia hispanica is the source of this 1192-nucleotide messenger RNA. RefSeq names its product 2-alkenal reductase (NADP(+)-dependent)-like. Lineage: Eukaryota; Viridiplantae; Streptophyta; Magnoliopsida; Lamiales; Lamiaceae. Gene Ontology annotation, molecular function: oxidoreductase activity, acting on the CH-CH group of donors, NAD or NADP as acceptor. The record is from RefSeq and is a predicted model, not a curated record.
UUUGAGUUGUUGAGUUAUCCCCGAAGAAGAGUGAGAGUCAUUAAUAUUAAUGGAAGAGGUAAACAACAGGUUCGUAGCAAUAAAGGGCCACAUAAAUGGUGCUCCAGCUGAAUCCGAUUUCGAAAUCAAGAGCGAAACAAUAUGUCUGUCGCUAAAGGCAAACGAAGUAGAGGUGAUCGUGAAGAAUGUGUAUGUGUCCGUGGAUCCAUACCAGCUGAAUCGCAUGAAAUCCCAGAGCUCCUCCCAGGGCACAAUCAACUUCGCCUCCUCAAUCUCUCCCGGCCAUGCCAUCGAUACAUACGGUGUGGGUCGGGUGGUGGCGUCGGGGCGGGCGGAUUUGGAGAAGGGGGAGCUUGUGGUUGGGCUUCUUACAUGGGGAGAGUACACACUUGCAGAGCCAGGGAGACUCUUGAAUAAAUUGGACGCCAUGGGGCAGGACUUGCCUCACCAUGUUGGCGCUUUGGGAUUUAGUGGACUAACGGCGUACGGAGGGUUUUAUCAAGUAUGCAAGCCGAAGAAGGGAGAGAGCGUGUUUGUGUCAGCGGCUUCGGGCUCUGUGGGAAGUCUGGUCGGACAGUAUGCGAAGCUAUUUGGCUGCCGUGUCGUUGGCUGUGCCGGUUCUCAAAAAAAGGUUGAUUUACUUAAGGAAAAGCUUGGUUUUGAUGAUGCUUUCAACUACAAGGAAGAGACCGAUCUCAAAUCCGCUCUCAAAAGGUACUUCCCGGAUGGAAUGGACAUAUAUUUCGACAACGUGGGCGGGAAGAUGCUGGAGGCCGCGGUGGCGAACAUGAAGCAGUUCGGGCGGGUGGCAGUGUGUGGCGUGAUCUCUGAGUAUACUGGCAGCGGUAAGAGGGCGGCUCUGGAUAUGCUGGACGUGGUAUACAAGAGGAUCACCAUUCAAGGAUUUUUAGCUGCCGAUUACUUGAAAUGCUACGCCGAUUUCAUGAAGACCACCACGGACCACCUCCGCACCGGAAAAAUGCACUCUCUUUGCGACAUCUCGCAUGGCGUCGAGAGUGUCCCGGCUGCUUUCAUCGGCUUGUUUUCUGGUGAAAAUAUUGGAAAAAAGAUUGUCCAAAUUGCAGAUUAAUGAUUUUCCAAUGAUAACAAUAUAGAGGAAUGCGUAUCUAGUCAUGGAUCAUUUUAUGACCGAAUUAUUCUAUUUAAUAAAGCUUGAAAUUUGAUGAUUCCA